GUGAACGCAGCAUGCGGAUAACUGCGCAGUUCAGGGACCAAGUGCUCAAGUAAGUGCCAGUUACCUGUUACUGCUCACCAAAAACUUGAGUUCCUCUACUCAGUUGUUACCUGUCAACUUUCCCUCUGCCUCUCUGCUCAGAUGUCUACUGCGCUGAGUCUGCGUCUGCUCCACUGCUACUCAAAGCCAGGAACCUUUGGACAUGGUCCUGUACUUGUGCGGCCUUUCGGUCUCAGCGUGCAGAGAGAGGGAUAUAAGUAUGUAAAUGCUCAGGAGCAGCUGACAGAUCUGAGGUCCAUCACUGACCGGGCUGCCACAACUCUCCUAUGGACCGAACUCUUUAGAGGUUUGGGAAUGACCAUGAGUUACCUGUUCCGUGAGCCCGCUACCAUCAACUACCCAUUUGAGAAGGGGCCUCUCUCCCCCCGAUUCCGUGGAGAGCACGCUCUCCGCCGCUACCCGAAUGGAGAGGAACGCUGCAUUGCCUGUAAGCUUUGUGAGGCCAUCUGCCCUGCUCAGGCCAUUACCAUUGAGGCUGAGACUCGGGCCGAUGGCAGCAGGAGAACUACACGCUAUGACAUUGAUAUGACCAAGUGUAUCUACUGUGGCUUCUGCCAGGAAGCCUGUCCUGUUGAUGCCAUUGUUGAGGGUCCAAACUUUGAGUUCUCCACAGAGACACACGAGGAGCUGCUGUACAAUAAAGAGAAGCUGCUCAACAAUGGAGACCGAUGGGAGGCUGAGAUAGCAGCCAACAUACAAGCGGACUACCUGUACAGAUAAACUGACCCUGGUAUCUGUGCACUGCCCGCAAAGAUGUGUCAGACAUGAAAAUGAUACAUCUAAUAAUCCUACUAUGCAUUUCAGAGAUUAAUUGUAGCUUUAUAUUUAUCCAUACAAGCAGUGAAGCCCUGCAACCUCAUAUUAUGUAGUCAGAAAGGAGAAAAACCAACAAACACGCACAAUCAUAUAUCUUGUGUUGAUAUUGUACUUUAUGAUGUUGACUUUAUAAUCUCUAACCCAUAGCCAAUGCACAAUCUGUGAUAAAUGAUUUCCUGCUGCACUUUAAAAGCAUGUUGUAUCUGAUUUAAUAGCCACAAGAUUUCUUAAACAGUAUAUUUAUGUAAUUUUGCU
This is a messenger RNA of Scomber scombrus (Atlantic mackerel), 1131 nucleotides long. RefSeq names its product NADH:ubiquinone oxidoreductase core subunit S8b (gene ndufs8b). Gene Ontology annotation, cellular component: membrane. Bases 142 to 780 code for a protein of 212 amino acids. Gene Ontology annotation, molecular function: 4 iron, 4 sulfur cluster binding; NADH dehydrogenase activity. The record is from RefSeq and is a predicted model, not a curated record. NCBI's taxonomy places the organism in Eukaryota, Metazoa, Chordata, Actinopteri, Scombriformes, Scombridae. The transcript is spliced from 7 exons. Gene Ontology annotation, biological process: mitochondrial electron transport, NADH to ubiquinone; mitochondrial respiratory chain complex I assembly.